AAUACUUCAAGGCGGGCAGCUCAUUGCUGGGCAUUGGCUUCAUGGUGUGCAUCAUGUUGCUAUCGCAAAUCGUUUUCAGCGGCUCCGAUUACUUUUCCAACUUCUGGACGCAGCAGGAGCAUCUACGCUCCCAAAGCGAGCCCACCAGUCUGAGCACCUAUGAAUGCAUGUACAUCUAUGGAGGUCUCAUUUUGGGUGUGGUCUUCAUGACUACAUUUCGCGGUUACCUGUUUCUCAAGGCAUGCAUGCAUGCAUCGAAAGUCUUGCACAAUCGAAUGUUCCGUUGCAUUUUGCAUGCGAGCAUGCGGUUCUUCCACAAUAACACCUCCGGCCGAAUACUCAAUCGCUUCUCGAAGGACAUUGGCACCAUGGACGAAUGGCUGCCUCGACAUAUGCUCGAGUUUAUACAACAUAGUUUGGUUAUAUUCGGUAUAUUGGCCUUGAUUGUCGUUGUAAAUCCGAUGCUGUGUCCCGCUGUAGUGGUUGUAACUCUCCUGGAUAUGCUCAUACUGAAGGUGUAUCUGCGACCCUCGCAGGACCUGAAGCGCAUGGAGGGGAUUUGUCGAAGUCCCGUGAUUUCACAUUUGACAUCAACUUUAUCUGGCAUUUCGAUUAUUCGCUCUCGCCAGAUGCAGAGCACAGCUAUCAGGGAAUUCGAUCUGCUGCAGGAUGUGCACAGCGGCGUUUGGCACUUGGCAGAGGCCACAAACACGGCGCUCGGACUGUGGGUGGAUACAAUCAAUUCGGUAUUUCUCGCAGUUGUUACAUUUAGCUUUAUUGGGCUCAGCGGAGCCACUUUCAGCGGCAAUGUUGGCUUGGCCAUCUCUCAAGCCAUUCUUCUCUCUGGCAUGGUUCAGUAUUGCGUUCGAGAGUUCGCCGAGUCACUCCAGCAAAUGACAAGUGUUGAACGGGUACUGGAGUACACGGAAUUGGAGCAGGAGCAGUCGCCACACAGUGAUAACAAUGAGCUUUCCCCACAUUGGCCACAGCAUGGAAAGAUUGAAUUUCGGGACAUGAGCUUACGCUAUGAUCCAAAUGGAUUAGCUGUGCUCAAUCACCUCAAUCUAGUUAUCGAGCCCGGCUGGAAGGUGGGAGUCGUGGGUCGCACGGGAGCAGGAAAGUCCUCGCUUAUUGGGGCACUCUUUCGUCUGGCAUACAUUGAUGGUGGCAUCUACAUAGACGACAUCGAGACGGGCAGCAUCUCACUGGAGACACUACGUACACGCAUUUCCAUUAUACCACAAGAUCCUGUGCUCUUCUCGGCCACCAUUCGGUAUAAUCUGGAUCCCUUUGGACGGUACAGCGACUUGAAACUGUGGUCUGCUCUCGAAGCUGUUGAACUGCGAGGAGUGAUUCCUAGUCUGGACUUCGAGGUCACCGAACGUGGUAGCAAUUUCAGUGUGGGUCAACGACAGCUCCUUUGCUUGGCACGUGCGAUCCUGCGCAACAAUAAAAUCCUAGUGCUGGACGAAGCAACUGCAAAUGUGGAUCUACUCACCGAUUCACUGAUCCAGCGUACGAUUCGUGACAAGUUUCAGACCUGUACAGUUUUGACUGUCGCACACAGAUUGCACACUGUCAUGGACUCGGAUCGCAUUGUAGUAAUGGACGCCGGCAAUGCAGUGGAGUUUGAUGUACCACAUGUGCUGCUACAGAAACCACACGGAGUACUUACACAGAUGGUGGAGGCAACUGGCGGCGAGGCCGAUGCACUGCGGCAGCUGGCCAGCAAAUCAUUCGAGGAAAUGCUGCAGCCAGGCGGCAAGAAAAUAACGGACGAGAGACACUUGCUCAUGCUGCUGGAGCGAACUGCAGAAAUUCUCAUUGACAACCAAGUGCCAUCGUAGAGACCUCGAGUCU
Drosophila arizonae is the source of this 1860-nucleotide messenger RNA. Its product is annotated as ATP-binding cassette sub-family C member 4-like. The record is from RefSeq and is a predicted model, not a curated record. Gene Ontology annotation, molecular function: ABC-type transporter activity; ATP binding; ATP hydrolysis activity. Gene Ontology annotation, biological process: transmembrane transport. NCBI's taxonomy places the organism in Eukaryota, Metazoa, Arthropoda, Insecta, Diptera, Drosophilidae. Gene Ontology annotation, cellular component: membrane.